GUUAAGACAUCACUAUAACCAACCGGAACAAGACAACCCAACCAUAUCUUAUUUCGUUCGGUUCUUUGUUUCUUUGUCUUGUUUCCCGGUAAAGUCUGCGCACCGAUGGCUCUGCGUCUUCUUGGUCGAAUAGUUACUAAAGCCGUGAAGAAAGAGAACAGUCCAGAGAGUCCCAGGAGUCCGAAAACCCCACAAGGCUCUACUCUCAUGGACAAGUACGAGCUAGGAAAGCUUCUAGGCAAGGGAAGCUUUGCUAAAGUCUAUUUAGCCAGGAGCAUUAGUACAGGCGAGGACGUGGCCAUCAAAGUCAUUGACAAAGAGAAAAUCGUGAAAAGCGGUUUGGCCGAUCACAUAAAACGUGAGAUAUCAAUCCUCCGACGCGUCCGCCAUCCUUACAUUGUUCACCUCAACGAGGUCAUGGCUACGAAGACAAAGAUUUACAUCGUGAUGGAGUACGUAAGAGGCGGAGACCUUUUAGGAAAGAUGGCUAAAGGCCAGCUUCGUCAAGGAGUCACCCGGAGUUAUUUCCAGCAACUGAUCUCAUCCGUUGCUUUCUGCCACAGCCGCGGUGUUUACCACCGUGAUCUGAAGCUUGAGAAUCUUCUUUUGGACGACGAAGGGAACCUUAAGGUAUCUGACUUUGGUCUCAGCAUCGUCUCCGAGCAGCUGAGGCAAGACGGAAUCUGCCAGACGUUUUGCGGGACGCCUGCUUAUUUGGCGCCUGAGGUUUUGACAAUGAAAGGCUAUGACGCUGCCAAGGCCGAUGUCUGGUCUUGUGGAGUGAUCUUGUUUGUGUUGAUGGCUGGUUAUCUUCCCUUUGAAGAUAAGAACAUAAUGGCUAUGUAUAAGAAGAUACACAAAGGAAAGUUUAGGUGUCCUAAAUGGUUUUCGCCUGAGCUUACAAGGCUUAUGAACCGGAUUCUGGACACAAAUCCAGAUACCAGAAUCACCAUAUCAGAAAUCAUGAAGCAUAGAUGGUUCAAGAAAGGGUUUAAAAAUGUCAAGUUUUAUAUCGAAGACGAUAAGUUAUGCAGAGUGGAUGACAAUGAUGAUGACGAUUCAUCAUCAUUGUCAUCAGGUAGAUCGUCCACUGCUUCAGAGGGAGACGCAGAGUUUGAUAUUAAACGAGUUGGUUCAAUGCCGAGACCCGCAAGUCUAAACGCAUUUGACAUCAUAUCCUUUUCUUACGGAUUCGAUCUUUCGAGUUUCUUUGAAGAAGGAGGACCAGGAGCUAGGUUUGUAUCUGCUGCUUCCGUGACAAAGAUUAUAUCCAAAUUGGAAGAGAUUGCGAUAGUGGCCAACUUUACAGUGAGGAAGAAGGACUGGAGCGUGAGGCUAGAAGGUAGUAGAGAAGGUGCUAAAGGACCGUUGAUUAUUAAGGUUGAGAUAUUUGAGCUGACACAAACUCUUGUGGUGGUUGAAGUGAAGAAGAAAGGAGGGUUUAUAGAAGAGUAUGAAGAGUUUUGCAACAAGGAACUUAGACCACAGCUAGAGAAACUGAUGCAUUACCAAGCAGAUGAAGUUGAUGUAGCAAUGUCUUUGCCCCCUGAAACUGAAGAGAGAUAG
Messenger RNA from Raphanus sativus (radish), 1566 nucleotides. RefSeq names its product CBL-interacting serine/threonine-protein kinase 13-like. Gene Ontology annotation, biological process: protein phosphorylation; signal transduction. Gene Ontology annotation, molecular function: ATP binding; protein kinase activity. The transcript has a single exon. The record is from RefSeq and is a predicted model, not a curated record. NCBI's taxonomy places the organism in Eukaryota, Viridiplantae, Streptophyta, Magnoliopsida, Brassicales, Brassicaceae. Bases 106 to 1566 code for a protein of 486 amino acids.